GAGGCGCCCAGCCCUGGUCUCCAUGGCCCUUCCCCAGGGCCAGGCAGAUGGCAGUCUCCCCGCGGGGGACCCCAGCCCCUCUGAGGGCACCCCAGGGCCCAGCCGGGCCCCUGCCAGCCCAGCAGCCAACAGGCGGCGGGCACUCCUCAAGGAACUGGAGGCCCGGGUGCAGGCAGCCUACGGGCAGGACCGGGAGCUGCGGCCAGAGGAGAUCGAAGAGCUGCAGAUCGCCUUCCAGGAGUUUGACCGAGACCGUGACGGCUACAUCGGCUACCGGGAGCUGGGCGCCUGCAUGCGGACCCUGGGCUACAUGCCCACUGAGAUGGAACUCAUCGAGAUUUCACAGCAAAUCAGUGGCGGGAAGGUGGACUUUGAGGACUUCGUUGAGCUGAUGGGCCCCAAGCUGCUGGCGGAGACGGCAGACAUGAUCGGCGUCAGGGAGCUUCGAGAUGCCUUUCGGGAGUUCGACACCAACGGGGAUGGCCGCAUCAGCUUGGGUGAGCUGCGGGCAGCCCUCAAGGCCCUGCUGGGGGAGCGCCUCAGCCAGCGGGAGGUGGACGAGGUCCUCCACGACAUUGACCUCAACGGGGACGGCCUGGUGGACUUUGAAGAGUUUGUGCGAAUGAUGUCUCGCUGAGUCUGCACCGAAGCUGGAGGCAGGAGACGGGACUUGGGACCACAGCCACUGCCUGCCAGCGUGUGCCCGGAAACCCUCUGCUCCCAGUUGACCCUCCCCCCCCCCCCCACCGACCGCCUCCCUACCCUGCCUGUGGGCAACACCCUGUCCCGCCCUCACCCUCACCCCCGCUUCCCCACCAAGCCCCAC
Prionailurus viverrinus (fishing cat) is the source of this 826-nucleotide messenger RNA. RefSeq names its product calcium binding protein 2 (gene CABP2). The transcript is spliced from 6 exons. NCBI's taxonomy places the organism in Eukaryota, Metazoa, Chordata, Mammalia, Carnivora, Felidae. The record is from RefSeq and is a predicted model, not a curated record. Bases 23 to 637 code for a protein of 204 amino acids. Gene Ontology annotation, molecular function: calcium ion binding.